Messenger RNA from Salvia hispanica, 1112 nucleotides. RefSeq lists its product as uncharacterized. The record is from RefSeq and is a predicted model, not a curated record. Gene Ontology annotation, molecular function: RNA binding; DNA binding. Gene Ontology annotation, cellular component: exosome (RNase complex); nucleolus. Gene Ontology annotation, biological process: maturation of 5.8S rRNA; regulation of gene expression. NCBI's taxonomy places the organism in Eukaryota, Viridiplantae, Streptophyta, Magnoliopsida, Lamiales, Lamiaceae.
CCAGAAACGAAGCAGUUGUAUUCUCACAAAACCCCAAAUUCUCAUUCUGCACAACUCUAGCCUUCCUCCCCUCUUCGAAGACGAAGGCGAGAAAGGUAAAUUCGGCUAAAUAACAGAGCAAUGGAAACCGGCAGCGUCAGUAAAGUGGUACCGGAAUCAGUAAUGGAGGCGGUGAAUAGAACUCGUAGCAACAUCGAUGAGGUGCAGGCCAAUUUGGACGAGCUGUUAUCUUGCUAUGACAAAGAAACCCUUGCAACCAUGGAGCCUCUCGAGAGGGCCCGAAUCCACUUAUUGAUUGCCAAAACAACAACUACUCUCUUUGCUUUGAAACUAAGAUGCAGAGGUGUUAAUCCAGAUCAUCAUCCGGUGAAAAAAGAGUUUGAAAGAUUGAGCUUGUACGAAGAGAAACUGCAGAGAUGCGUAGACUUGAGCAAAGCUCCCCUGAGACCCUCAACAACCAUCAACACCCCUGCAGCAGCCAGGUUUAUUGAGCAUUCUCUGCCUGAUCUUUCCUCUGAACAGAAGCAAAGCAUGCGGGAAAUUAGUCGUGGGGAGGGUCGGGGAUUCAAGCAUGUGGACAAAAAUCUCCGCAAGAAGAGAAAAUAUCAGUCAUCCGAGAAGCUAUCUGUUCGUUCUGCUGCUCAGGAGUUUCUUGAGAAAGCAGCACGUGAGCUACUUGGUGAUAAUAAAAAUGGUGUUAAAGGACCUUUACAACCUGCAGAUUCUGAGGAGGAUAUCCUAGUUCUGGACUGAUCCUAUGGUUCCAUUGAUCAUGAGGACCAGCUUCCCAUUGCAUUGAAAUUCAAGGAAGGUCAGACAUAUUUAGUUGAUCGCAGAUGGCGAUUUUCUGGUCGUAUAUUAAAUAUCCGUCGUACUAGCCAGGUGUCUGAUGAGGUUAAAUGAACAAGCCUACUGUGUUUAGCCAUUCGCGUGAAAUUCGUAAGCCAAGUUCAACCUCCAUUCUUUUGUUAGAACAUGCAACUUUUCAGAAUGAAUCAACUUCUAGUUAAAGCUAUGUACUGUAACAUUUUAGCUGGGAAAUUCUGCAAGACUGAAUUUUAAGGCAGGCUUUGGAAUUACUGCCUCUGGAAAUUUUCUCCGCUUAGUUUUUU